Molecule: messenger RNA, 5581 nt
Organism: Labrus mixtus (cuckoo wrasse)
Lineage: Eukaryota; Metazoa; Chordata; Actinopteri; Labriformes; Labridae
Gene: gabra1
Product: gamma-aminobutyric acid type A receptor subunit alpha1
Exons: 10
Coding region: 368-1765 (465 amino acids)
Biological process (GO): signal transduction; monoatomic ion transmembrane transport; gamma-aminobutyric acid signaling pathway
Cellular component (GO): neuron projection; GABA-A receptor complex; dendrite membrane
Molecular function (GO): GABA-gated chloride ion channel activity; inhibitory extracellular ligand-gated monoatomic ion channel activity; GABA-A receptor activity
Source: RefSeq, a predicted model, not a curated record
GGUACAGCCUAUUUUGAAAUGCGCUUGGAUAAAGUCUCCAUGUACUUUAUUUACAGGCACUAAUAAUCAACCUAAACCUUCAUUUUGAAACAGACAUUGCAGCAUUAAGCUAGAUUUGUUAGUUUAGGACAUUUGUUGUGUUGUUGCUGACAGACUGGGAGAGUUGAACUCACUACAGCAUCACCAAUGAACAGUGAGAGAGACCUGCGCAUAUCGUCAGCAGCCGCUUCUCCAGCCUCUAGCUAAAAUUCGUCAGAUCUGAGAUCACAGAGGAUUUUUUCUCAUUCAGUCCGGCUAGAAAAGCUAUUCUGAAAAGUUUGAGGAUAUAGCCAGCGGACACCGAAUGUAAACCCGAUUCAUCUGCACAAUGAAAGGUCCUCAUAUUGCAACUAUGUCUGGACGGGGCAGAGCGACCUUUCUGUGUGUGUGUGCUUGCUUGCUCACCACCACUAGCAUGCAGGCUGGGAAAAGCGCUGAUAGCAUGACAGAAGAACAGAACACUACAGUGUUCACCAAGAUCUUAGACAGCCUUCUGGAUGGCUAUGACAAUCGCCUCAGGCCAGGACUCGGAGAGCGUGUAACUGAAGUCAAGACUGACAUUUUCGUGACUAGUAUUGGGCCAGUUUCGGACCACGACAUGGAGUACACCAUUGAUGUUUUCUUCAGACAAAGCUGGAAGGAUGAGAGGUUAAAGUUCAAAGGCCCGAUGGCCGUGCUGCGUCUCAACAACCUGAUGGCCAGCAAGAUCUGGACCCCCGAUACCUUCUUCCACAAUGGCAAGAAGUCAGUAGCCCACAACAUGACCAUGCCAAACAAGCUGCUGCGAAUUACAGAGGAAGGCACCCUGCUGUACACCAUGAGGCUUACGGUACGAGCAGAAUGUCCCAUGCACCUGGAAGACUUCCCAAUGGACGCCCAUGCUUGUCCACUGAAGUUCGGCAGCUAUGCCUACACUCGAGCAGAGGUGGUGUAUGUGUGGACCAGAGGGGCUGCCCAGUCCGUGGUGGUGGCAGAGGACGGGUCCAGAUUAAACCAGUACGAUCUGAUGGGACAGAGUGUGGACUCUGGUGUGGUGCAGUCCAGCACAGGAGAGUACGUUGUGAUGACAACCCACUUCCACCUGAAGCGGAAAAUUGGUUACUUUGUGAUCCAGACGUAUCUCCCCUGCAUCAUGACAGUCAUCCUCUCCCAAGUGUCUUUCUGGCUCAACAGAGAGUCCGUCCCUGCCAGGACUGUGUUUGGAGUGACCACUGUCCUGACCAUGACCACACUCAGUAUCAGCGCUAGGAACUCCCUCCCUAAAGUGGCCUACGCCACAGCUAUGGAUUGGUUCAUCGCCGUCUGCUACGCCUUUGUCUUCUCAGCCCUCAUUGAGUUUGCCACGGUCAACUAUUUCACCAAGAGGGGCUACGCCUGGGACGGUAAAAGUGUGGUGCCAGAGAAGCAAAAGAAGAAGAAGGAGUCCCUCCUGAAGAAGAACAACACCACAGCCUACCCAGCUGCCACUGCUACAGCAUUCGCCCCCAAUAUUGCCAGGGACCCUGGAUUGGCCACUAUUGCCAAAAGCGCCCCGCCCCCUCCAACUGAGCCCAAGGAGGAGCCAAAGCCCAAGCCUCCAGAGGCCAAGAAGACCUUUAACAGUGUGAGCAAGAUAGACAGGAUCGCCAGAAUAGCCUUCCCACUGCUCUUUGGAACCUUUAACUUGGUCUACUGGGCAACCUACUUGAAUAAGAAGCCCAAAUUGCAGGGGAUGAAUCCACACUAAUCCAUGUUUAAUUCCUUUUAUUAAAUUAUAACUGUAAUUUUUCUUCUUUUUUUUCAUUUUCUUUCUUAUUUCUCCUCAAAACAGGUGUUUAUUUUCAGACAAACAUGGUGUCCAUGCUGGUUUGAAUUCCCAGUUGUUGCAUUGCUUCUAUGUUUACCUAAAGUUUGACUUUGAAAAAAACUUAAUAGAGAAAAAAAAAAAGAAAGAUAAGGAAACCGAUUUCUGAAAGGGUGUUGUUCAGGUCUCAGAUGAUGCUACUAAGAAAAUGCUACUAUAAAUAUAUAGCCAAGAGAAUGCUAUUCUACAACUGCACAUGGCCCACACUUGUUUAGGGGCUUUUGUUUCUAUGUUUGUUUUCCUUUGUUUCAACUUGAUUUAAAACAUGGAAUCACAGACACGGUAAAAAAGGCACUUGUGUAUAUGCAUGGUCAGGGCAUCCUAUUAUUUAUGUUUUAUUUAUUCAAAAAUUCAAAGAAAGCUCAGUUCAUUUGAUAUGAGCAGCAAGAUGCUACGCUAAGUCUCUGUCAAAAUGUCUUCAAUUCUCUGUAGGUGUUAGAUUAAUUAUUUCAUCCUUAAAAAUACUUUAGGGGUUUCUGCAAUAGCAAUAAAACAUGUCUCAGUGGACACACCAUUUAUUUAGGGUAAAAAAAAAAAUCUAUCAUCUCUGAGCUCAGCAUUGAAAAUAUUCUUAAUUUUUUUCACAGCGUUGUAAAUAUUACCAAGAGUUAGAGAUGUCGAUAUUAUGUUGAAGCUUUGCAGAGUGUAACUAAAGGCUAUGUUUAUUGAGUAAACUCUAUUUAUUUUUGUUUAUGUUUAUGUUACAUUCUUUUAAAGUAUAAACUGGUCUUAUUCAUGCUUAAGUGACUGUUUCUUGCCACGUUAGCAUUCCAUUCAAAAGCUGCUCUCACACUGAAGUUCAAAUUAUUCCAAUGUGUGUCUGCGUGUCACACACUGACGGCAACAACAGCAACGACGACAACAUAUACAACAGUGAAAACUGAGAUUGGCUAGCAAUGAGUAAGAAUGUAAAAAAAAAUAAUAAUCUCGAAUCCUGGAGUGCAUUUUAAAUAUAUAGUAUGAGAACACUCAUUAUUUACAUAUUGUGUUGUUUUUAUCAACGGUGGGGGCCUCAUUCGCCAAAAGCGCCAUUUAAAGCAAAGUACGCUUAGCUUCGCUUAAAAAGGGGCGGGGCACAAUGAGUCGGGGGAGAAGUGCCUUUUCCAUUUUCAGAGUCGAAGCUUUGAUUGGCUGCUACUUUGUUGAUUGAUGGCGCAUCUGUGUUUUCCAUCCCACUGUGUCCCCAAAUCCUUAAUUUACCAUAGUUCCCUUUUUUCUAUUUUUUUUUGGUCAAAAAAUUGAGACGUAUAACACUCAGAAAGUACCAGCUACACUGCCUUCAGUAUCACAUGCCCGUUUGGACUCAUUUGUUGCUGCUUGUCGGUGAGCAACAGCGAGAGACAGGGACAGAACGAGACUAAGAGAGAGAGAGAGAGAGAGAGAGAGGGGGGACAUUGACUUGAAGGGGCACUGUAAUCUUGCUUUAGCCGGCGCUGUGUUUCGCACAGAGGACUUGUCUUGUAGUUCUACGAUAGUGACGAAGAUGAAUAUAUUUUUGUAGCAUGAUGUCAAUCCCUCUUCCGAGAUAAAAAAAACAAACCAACAGAACCUAACGCAAAUGUGAAAAGAAUGCUUUUGUUUGUUUUGUCUUAGACAUUGCUUGCUCUUUUUUUUUUCUUUGAACAUAUUAACACACUUUUAAAGGAAAUGCUUCUUCUCUGACGUGGCAUGUUGAGGUUUCUGAACAGUCCAUUUUAGAUUACGUUAAUGUAGCAAUAUUACUUAGCAAGGGCUUAUCUUAGGACCUGAACCUGACACUCAGUUUGGGGGAAAAUAUCCAUUGUAGCUUUACAUUAACCCAUCUCAUCCUCGUGGUUUUAUUUGUGUACUUUACAUGGGAAUCCAGGAGCUAUUUAGACCAAGAGUCAUCACGUCGUGUGUCCAUCCUGAGUUCCGAAAACCUUUGGCUCCUAUUCCUCGACAUUUCUUGCCAGAGAGUGGGGGGUGCAUUGUAUUGCAUUAUGAGUUGUGGGCGUGCUUCUUUUGAAUAUGUUUUACAGGGCACUGAACAGGCCAAAAGGCAUCUAGGAAACUUGCAGGAUUCUCUGUGUGUUUGUGCGCUGAGGUGAAGAGAUCAAGCAAACCCCAGAGGGAAAACGAAAGGGAGGUUGGAGGUUGUUGCUAUUGUUAUUAUUUGCAUUAUCAUUAUGAACCUUUUUCCCGUUAUGGUGGAUGUCUUUGCAAACCUUUGCAAGUCGUCCACUGUAAACAGCCACUUAAUCUGCAGGUAGAGGGUCAAGGAACUGUAUAGUUCAGGGUGAAGAGUUGUAUAAAGAUAUUUGAAUUCUAAACUAUUGUAUGUAUGUUGAUUAUCAUGAAGAAAAACUCUAUAUACAUAUGUAAAAUACUUAAAGCAUACAGUAUUUGAUUCUAUUAUUGAAAAUAUUAGCUAAGAUGAUGAUGAAUAUUUGUUUGUAUUAUCAACCUAUUGUUAUGCAUUUUGCACAUUUAGCAGAACAAUAACAUUACAUUUAUGUAGUCAGCUUCGUGCUAUGCAAGGACAGCUUUGAACCACAUCAUCGACCUUCUCUCCCUGACCAUUGUGUUUCAGAUUUACAAGCUAUUAUAAAAAAAAAGAAAAAAGAAAAAAGCUUAGCUUUUAUAUCAGCUGCGCACACAUCAGCGUUAUUGUUUUUUUUUUUUUCAUUCAAACAUGGCUAUACAGGGUGUCAUCAAAGAAAAAACAGUGGAUUAUCACUUUUGUUUGCGCUUUGGAUUUGUAGGUGGUUGAAGGGAAAAUUGCUUUCAUUGUUGAUUGCACUAUUUCUCCAGAGACAUGCAAUAAAGUGAUGGAACGAAGGGAAAAAAAAGGAGCAAAAACUGUAACAAGAUCACCUUGUUAACAACAUUUCUGUUCAGUUCUUGAGCUUGUUUGUCAUUACAAAGAUGGAGGCUGGUGAAAAUGUACUUUUUUGCUAAAUGGAUCAUUUUGUUUCUGUUCUGCUAUCCGAAGCUAUAUUACAGGGAGCACCAGCUAGUGUUGACUUUGAUGGGGGAAAAACAGUGAAUUUUGUACACAUUUCUGUUGGGAAUAUCUUUGCUAAGACCCUAUCUUGUACAUGAAGCAGGAUCGAACAAAUGCUGUAGACCAUUUGCAAAUCUUUUUUAAAGCCAGGUCUGGUUUUGCUACAUUUACUGCUCCAGAGAGAGAAUGUGAAAUAUGAGGCACAGUGCAAUCAUGAGCUUCCAACUUUUACCUUCACAGUCAUAUGCAGAGCGAUCAUGUAAAUAUCACAUUUGUAGGCACAUCACUCAUUUUAUUUCAUGUUUAAUGCAAGGUCCAUUGCAGUUCUCAGCAGCACUUGCUUUUCAACAUUGAGUCUUUUGUUAUUCCUAGAUACCUACUGGAGUUUUUUCUUGUAUUUUUAUCAAGCAAAAUAUGUUCUGAUUUUCACUGAAAUGUAAUAAAAAAAAACUAAUUUUCUAAAGCACAAACGUUGAUUAGACUACGAGAAAUAGAGUGAGACUGUACACAUAUGGACAUACACACUUUCAGACAGACCCACAUACCCACACACACACACACACACAGUACACAGGAAUGUGUCGGUAGUUCCAUGAUACUGACAAAGGGUUCUGAUGGAUGUAGAUGAACUGGUGAACCUUCUGUAAAUGUUUUUUCUUUCUUUUGGUUAUGAUAUGGCCCUGUAGAAUCUGAUUCUCUGCAUUAGUCUUUAAAUAAAAAGAAAACAAAUGAAA